AUGCAAUGGCUCCGACCGGACCGGAUCCUGUUGCCGGAAGGGGUCCCCGACAUUUGGGGCUUCGACGUCUACGGCACUCUGGUCGACUGGGAAGGUGGCAUCCUGGCCGCCUUCCAGCCCAGUCUCGACAAAGCCAACGCCCAUUUCACCCGCGAACACCUUCUCACCGUGUACCACCAAUUAGAGCACGCGCAACAAGCACAGACGCCCGACAUGCCGUACUCACAACUCCUCACCACUAUUCAUCCUCAGUGGACAGAGCGUCUCGGUCUGCCUCGGCCGUCAGAAGAGGAAAGCCGCCAGUUCGGAGAAUCCAUCGGCAACUGGCCCGCUUUCCCGGAUACCGUCGACGCAUUAAAGCGACUGGCCCAGAAGUACAAGCUGGUGGUGCUGUCCAAUGUCGAUCGCGCUUCUUUUGCCAAGACCAAUGCUGGUAGCUUGCAAGGCUUCCCCUUUGAUCUCAUCAUCACCGCACAAGAUGUGGGCUCCUACAAGCCCGAUCUCCGGAACUUUGAAUACCUGCUCAAGGCAGUCAAGGAGAAAUUCGACGUCGAACCGGCGCAGGUGCUGCAGACCGCGCAGAGCCAGUUUCAUGACCACCACCCGGCGCGCAAGAUGGGGUUGAAGUCCGUGUGGAUUGAGCGGCCGGGGGCAACAAUGGGGAAUCUGUCGGAGACGAUCUAUGACUGGCGGUUUGAUACCUUGGGGGAGAUGGCUGAUGCGGUUGAUAAGGGACUGUAG
Molecule: messenger RNA, 741 nt
Organism: Aspergillus niger
Lineage: Eukaryota; Fungi; Ascomycota; Eurotiomycetes; Eurotiales; Aspergillaceae
Exons: 2
Coding region: 1-741 (246 amino acids)
Source: RefSeq, a predicted model, not a curated record